GAGAGAGAGAGAGAGAGAGAGCUGCCAGCAUUGGAGGGAGCGACCUCGAUGACUUUCCCUCCAACUCUUCAAAACAGAUGAUUAGCAGAAACGUGAGCUCUGCAUCGCGGGACCGAAACUUCUUCCUAAACCUCAUCAGCAAAGCCUCCAGUCCCCACCAACUCAGCCAAACUCACGCCCAAAUCAUCCUCAACGGUCUUCGCACCGACCUCGUCACAGUCACCAAGCUUACCCACAAGCUCUCAGACCUCAAUGCCAUCAACCAUGCCCGCAAACUGGCCUUCUCCUUCCCCAAUCCCGACCUCUUUCUCUUCAACGUCCUCAUCAGGGGCUUCUCCCAGAACAGCGAUUCCUCCUCUGCCAUUUCUCUUUACCUGCAUUUGCGUAGAAACACUAGUCUCAACCCCGAUAAUUUUACUUAUGCAUUUGCCAUAUCAGGCUCUUCAUCGCUUUUGCGCGAGAAUAAUGGGGUUCUGUUGCAUGCACAUUCGAUUGUCGAUGGGUAUGGUGCCGAUUUGUUUGUCGGCUCUGCCGUUGUUGACUUCUACUUUAAGUUGUCGCGGCUUGCGUCGGCACGCAAGGUGUUCGACGGAAUUUCUGAGCCAGACACGGUUUUGUGGAAUACGAUGAUAUCUGGGUUGGUGAAAAAUUCUUGUUUUGAGGAAUCUAUUCGGGUUUUUGGGGACAUGGUUGUGAAGGGAACCCGGUUAGAUUCAACCACUCUGGCUGCUGUGCUUCCGGCCACAGCGGAGUUGCAGGAGUUGAAAAUGGGAAUGAAGAUACAAAGUUUGGCUUUGAAAGUUGGGCUUCAUUCUCAUCUUUGUGUGCUUACGGGUUUGAUUUCAUUGUAUUCAAAGAGCGGGUACAUCUCCAUGGCGAGUUUAUUGUUUGGACAGAUUGGGCAACCGGACUUGAUAUCCUAUAAUGCUAUGAUUUCUGGCUAUUCUUGCAACAAUGAGACUGUGUCUUCAGUGGGACUCUUCAGAGAGUUGCUCCAAUCUGGGGCAAAAAUUAAUUCAAGCACAAUUGUGGGCUUGAUUCCUGUGUCUUCCCCCUUUGGCCAUCUGCAUCUCACUCACUGCAUACAUAGCUUCUGUGUGAAAUCUGGUACCGUUUCAAAUUCUUCAGUUUCAACUGCAUUAACUACUGUUUACAGUAGAUUAGGUGAAAUUGAAUCUGGAAGGCUGCUUUUUGAUGAAACUUCUGAGAGAAGUUUGGGAUCUUGGAAUGCCAUGAUAUCGGGCUAUAGCCAAAAUGGGUUAACAGAAAUGGCAAUUUCUCUUUUCCAGGAAAUGCAGAAACAUGAUGUCCGUCCUAAUCCUGUCACCGUUACAAGCAUUCUUUCAGCUUGUGCUCAACUUGGAGCUCUAAGUCUAGGGAAAUGGGUCCAUAGUUUAGCGAACAGAGAAGGUUUUGAAUCCAACAUAUAUGUGUCAACUGCUCUAGUUGAUAUGUACGCAAAGUGUGGUAGCAUCUCGGGGGCAAUGCAAUUAUUCAACAGAAUGCCAGAGAAGAAUGUGGUCACUUGGAAUGCUAUGAUUUCUAGUUUCGGCCUCCAUGGACUUGGGCACGAAGCACUGAGGCUCUUUAAUGAAAUGUUGCAUUCUGGGGUCCGUCCUACUAGAGUUACUUUUCUUUGUAGCUUGUAUGCUUGCAGUCAUGCUGGCCUGGUGAGAGAAGGAGAUGAAAUUUUCCAUUCUAUGGUCCAUGAUCAUGGCUUGGAGCCCUUACCUGAGCAUUAUGCUUGCAUGGUCGAUCUCCUUGGUCGAGCUGGACAGCUAAAUAAAGCUUUGGAAUUUAUCAAAAAAAUGCCAGUAGAGCCAGGUCCUGCUGAGUGGGGUGCAUUGCUUGGCGCUUGUAUGGUACACAAGGACAGAAACCUAGCGCGUGUGGCUUCUGAUAGAUUGUUUGAGUUGGACCCUGAGAAUACAGGAUACUAUGUCUUACUCUCAAAUAUAUACUCCGUUGAUCAGAAAUAUCCGGAAGCUGCUUCAGUACGGCAAGUGGCUAAGAAGAGAAAGCUGGCAAAAACUCCUGGUUGCACUCUAAUCGAAGUUGGUGAGAUACCACAUGUCUUUACAUCUGGUGACCAAUCACACCCGCAAGCAGCAGCAAUCUAUGCCAUGCUGGAGAAGUUGAUGGGAAAGAUGAAGGAGGCUGGAUUUCAAACAGAAACUGUCACAGCUUUGCAUGAUGUAGAGGAGGAAGAAAAGGAGCUAAUGGUAAAGGUUCAUAGUGAGAAGCUGGCCAUUGCUUUUGGGCUUAUUGCUUCUGAACCAGGAACUGAAAUCAGGAUUAUCAAGAACCUUCGAGUUUGUUUAGAUUGCCACAAUGCAACCAAAUUCAUAUCCAAGAUCACAGAGAGAGUUAUUGUCGUUAGGGAUGCAAAUAGAUUCCAUCAUUUCAAAGAUGGUGUAUGCUCUUGUGGAGACUAUUGGUGAAAAAGUUGCUGUCUACUUUGAUGGAGGUAUGCGGCUUGGAUAUAUCUCUUAACUUUCUUUUUUUCAUACUAUUUAGAGCAUCCUCAUUUUAUGGGUGAGCAUGGGUCAGCUUCGCUGUGAGACCAAAACCAAACCAAUGUUCCACAUUUGGAGAAUUUUCUGAAAAUACAAAUUAUAGUGAAGUAUAAGCCAACCAAACCAACAUGUGGUGGUUUGUGUUCGUUUGGGUCAAUGGUUCAGAGAUUAUUAAUUAACAUGUGUUUUGGA
Molecule: messenger RNA, 2708 nt
Organism: Malania oleifera
Lineage: Eukaryota; Viridiplantae; Streptophyta; Magnoliopsida; Santalales; Ximeniaceae
Product: pentatricopeptide repeat-containing protein At4g30700
Exons: 1
Coding region: 78-2441 (787 amino acids)
Biological process (GO): RNA modification
Molecular function (GO): zinc ion binding; RNA binding; protein binding
Source: RefSeq, a predicted model, not a curated record